AUGCACAGCCCUGCUCCUGAAAUUGUAGCAGGGUACUCAAGUGGAUGUGUGGUGGAUAAAGAUGCCAAUCCGGAGACAACCUUGGGGAGUGCCUACUCUCCGGUGGAUUACAUGAGCAUCACCAGCUUUCCCAGGCUGCCGGAGGAUGACAUGGUGUCUGGGGAAAACACCCUAAAAUCACGUAAAGAUGAUGACAAUGUCCUGAGUGAGCAAGAUACAGACCCGGAUCUGUUCUUGAAGUCAGCUCGCCUCCAGCGUCUCCCCUCCUCGGCUUCGGACCUGGCUAGCCAUGAUAUAGCAUCGCUGCAUGAGACCACCAGAGACCCCUUUACAGAAGACUGUGCCUGCCAGAGAGAUGGACUGACAGUCAUCAUCACAGCCUGUCUCACCUUUGCCACGGGAGUCACUGUAGCUCUCAUCAUGCAGAUCUACUUUGGAGACCCACAGGUCUUUAACCAAGGAGCAGUGGUGACAGAUGUGGCCCAAUGUACAUCUCUUGGCUUUGAUAUACUGGGCAAACAGGGGUCCAGUGUUGAUGCUGCCAUCACUGCUGCCCUCUGUUUGGGAAUUGUUCACCCUCACACUUCUGGUAUUGGAGGUGGUGGAGUUAUGUUGGUGCAUGACAUCCGUAAGAAUGUGACGAGGGUCAUUGACUUCAGAGAGACAGCACCGUCUGCCAUCCAAGAGGAGAUGCUGCAUAAAAACCUUAAUGUAAAUCCUGGCCUGCUGGUGGGAGUACCAGGCAUGCUCAGUGGGAUGCAUCAGGCACACCAGCUCUAUGGAAAAAUGCAGUGGAAGGAUGUGGUUACCAUGGCAGCAGAUGUGGCCAGAUAUGGAUUUAAUGUUACCCAUGACCUAGCUGAAGCUCUGGCUAAAGUCAAGGACCAAAACAUGUCUGUUGCAUUUCGGGAUUUGUUCCUCCCCAAUGGCCAGGCUCCCCUCGCUGGGCUGCUCACCAGACGCCUUGAUUUAGCAGCCAUCUUAGAUGCUGUCGCAGUUAAGGGGAUAUCAGAGUUCUACAGUGGAAACCUGACGCAGGAAAUGGCAGCAGCAGUGCACGCAAGGGGUGGAGUGCUCACAGAGGAUGACUUCGCAAACUACAGCACAGUCUUACAGCAACCAGCAGAGAUCACCUAUCAUGGACACCAUGUGAUGGCGGCCCCGGCCCCACAUGCUGGUGUUGCCUUGAUCACUGCUCUCAACAUCUUGGAAGGCUACAACAUUACCAGCCAGGUGCCCAGGAAUAGCACCUACCACUGGAUUGCAGAGGCUGUAAAGAUAGCUCUUGGCCUGGCUAGUGGGCUAGGAGACCCCAUGUAUGACACUUCUGUCUCAGAGGUUGUCGCCAAGAUGCUGAGUAAAUCACAGGCUUCCCUGCUCCGCCAGAUGAUCAACGACUCUCAAGCCUUCCCUGUCAGCCAUUACACUUCAUCAUUUACCUUAGAGAAAGGUGCAGCGGCUGCCCAAGUCAUGGUCAUGGGCCCAGAUGACCACAUUGUAUCGGUCAUGAGCUCUCUAAACAAACCAUUUGGCAGCGGGAUCGUGACUCCUUCAGGAAUCCUCUUGAAUAGCCAGAUCUUGGACUUCUCCUGGUCUAAUAAAACAAAGAACUCAUCACCUAACCCGCAUAAUAGCAUCCAGCCUGGGAAGAGGCCUAUGUCCUUCCUGAUGCCCACAGUGGUGAGGCCUGCUGUGGGGUUAUGUGGCACAUACGUAGCUGUUGGAUCUUCCAAUGGAGAGAAAGCUCUCAGUGGCAUCACACAGGUGCUGAUGAAUGUUUUGUCUUCACGUAAAAAUAUGAGUGACAGCUUAGCGUAUGGAAGACUCCAUCCACAGCUGCAGCCCAACACCCUCCUGGUGGACGCUGAGUUUCUAGAUGAAGACAUGGAGCUGCUGCAGGCUAAAGGUCACAAGGUGGAGAGGACAGAGGUCCUCUCAUUGGUGGAAGGCACCCGGAGAACCAAUGACCUCAUCAUUGGGGUGAAGGACCCACGUAGCGCUGAUGCCUCUGCCCUCACUAUGUCCAACAUGCCCUAGUGUACCCCUGCCCCCCCAUAUCACACAUUAUGAGGAAGGGGUAAGAGUAACAUUGUACGAUUGAUGGUUAGUGAGGGAGCAAGGAGGCUCUUCUUCCACUAAUGCGCUAGACUUCAGUUAAUGGCAAAGUACAGUUGUUUGACAGAAACAAAACUGUCAACAAAAAGACACGCAGCUUUGUGUGAGAUGACUUUGUAGGAAUCUGAUCUGAAUAGUUUUUUUCCUUUGCACACACAGAACUACAAAUGAUCACCAUCUUACAUACCGAUGUUAGUAUGACCUCUCUCACAGUGUCAACCGUCCCAGUGUAGACAGUGUUCAUUACUAUAAGUCACUAUAACCGGCAUUGCUAUAGUGUCCGAGUGUUUAAAAUCUGUCGGUCCCUUAAUGCCAUUAGUCUCCAUUGUAAAUUAUGCAGAGUAGGGCAUAAAGAUGCAAGGCAUGUUCAUAAAUUCAGAUCUGAUGCAUUCCAGUUCAAUUUAAAAGAAAGCAAUACGUUUAACAGGUUUAGCAUAGAUUUUCUUAGUGGCUGUGAGAAAAAUAAAAUGGAAGGUGUAAUGGCUUUUUAAGCUAUCUUGACAAAGUUGAGAGGCAGCUACUUUGUGGCCAGUGAUUUACUGUAUUUAAGAGUGUUACACGCUGAAUAUAGGAUCAGGAAAUUGAUGAUGGACAUCUUGAUUUGGUAUCAAAAUGUGCCAACAUGAAAAAAGUAAUGAUGCCACACCUGGACGCCACCAUUUACUACGCAUGCAUGGUCCUCAGUGCGUUCAACCCAACUUUCUGCUCUAAAAUUCUUCCACUGCAUUUCACCGAUAUUCUAAAUUACUCAUAAAAUCACAUGGAAUGAUGAAGGAAACUAUAUUUAAAUAUGUGAUUAAGCUUAAGUCUGUUCUGAAUUGCACACAGAGGCCGAACCAUUUACUGUCCUGCUCUUUAUAAGGUGUGUAACUAAUUGGAUGUUGUUUGGUACAGCUGCUGGAGAUUUAACUGUUGCGAACAGUGGCUCCUUGGGACUAUGUUAACACAUUAUUUAAGUACGUCAUACAGAAUUACAGUAGGAUCUUCGCAUCUCAAUUUAUUUGCCUUUUGAAUAAAAGGAUUUGCUUCAGUUUUACAGAUGUUAAAUAUUACUAAGAGGAGAAUACAUGUAUUUAAAUACUUAAUUUAAGAAUUUUUACUUGUUACAUGUUUUAGUUCUUAUCUAAAGCUUGUGGCUUAUUUUUUUAAUUUGGAGUGGGGAUACUUGUUUUAGAACGGGAAUAAUUUUAUUCUUUCCAGAUGGAUUGAAUGUAAUUUGUCUAUUUUUAUAUGGACAUUUGUUGAGAUGUGUACAUUAUUUCUACUGUUUUAACACAAUGCAUCCAAUCAGCAAAUUAAGUUGUGUUUUUGUGUACUAUUUUAGGUAGUAUAACUGAAGUAGGAACCAACGGUUUCUGUAAAGCUGUUACUUUGUAAAAGCAACUGAUCAAACAUGUCCUUAACCUUAUUCUAUCUGCUGUUGAGCAAUAGUGCAAUAUGACUGUUAAUGCUUGUGUCCUGUACUGUAGAGUACCAUGCCCAACAUUUGCACAACAUUUGAUGUUUUAUUUCAUUGUGCAUUUGCAUCUGGUUUUAUUAUUAUUAUUU
Molecule: messenger RNA, 3663 nt
Organism: Larimichthys crocea (large yellow croaker)
Lineage: Eukaryota; Metazoa; Chordata; Actinopteri; Sciaenidae
Gene: ggt7
Product: gamma-glutamyltransferase 7
Exons: 15
Coding region: 1-2037 (678 amino acids)
Biological process (GO): glutathione catabolic process
Cellular component (GO): plasma membrane
Molecular function (GO): glutathione gamma-glutamate hydrolase
Source: RefSeq, a predicted model, not a curated record